Messenger RNA from Schistosoma spindalis, 897 nucleotides. NCBI's taxonomy places the organism in Eukaryota, Metazoa, Platyhelminthes, Trematoda, Strigeidida, Schistosomatidae. The record is from the annotation of a GenBank genome assembly.
UAUUAUUAUUAUUAUUAUUAUUAUUAUUAUUAUUAUUAUUAUUAUUUACUACGUCAUUUAUUCACUCUCUCUUAUUCCCACUUUAUGUAUCCUUUUCGACUUAGACAUCAGCUCGCCUGUGGUGAAAAUUCGGCUUUAUCUAAACGUUCUUGAGUCACUGCCUGAUUGUAAAUUGUAUGUUACCAUCGAAUACGAGUACUGAAGCAGUUUUUCUGAAACCACGUGCACCAUUCAAACUGGCUGCCUUCAACGUUCGCACAAUUAUGCAGGUCGGACAACAGACAGGGCUGGCUAUGUCUUUGGGAAGUCUUAAUAUUGACGUCUGUUGUCUAUCCGAGACCCGUAUUCAAGACUCUGGUGAAGUACUACAAAUUCGCUCUCCAUUUGUCACUUCAAAAAGCUUGUUUUACAUGCGUUUAUCCGGGGACCCUGUGGCAUCUUCGUCUGGUCUUGCUGGCGUUGGUGUCGCACUAAGCGCUAGAGCUGAGGCAGCACUAAUCGAUUGGGUCCCCAUUAACAGUCGGUUGUGUUGUCAGAUUAGAAAGUACCAACAAAGUGAGAAGAAACCGGCGUGAAAAACGAUGUCUUUUCGUCAUCUCCACCUAUGCUCCGACAGAUUGCAGCCCGGAUGCAAUCAAGGACGAAUUCUACCAUCAGUUAACUGUUCUCCAGAAAGUGCGUUCGACAGAUAUUGUAGUACUAGCCGGAGACUUGAAUGCUCAGGUCGGGAGUCUAGGCAAAGAAGAGAGUCGUUUAGGUGGCCGAUGGGGACUCGUUGGUCGCAAGACAGAUAACGGGGAACGUCUACUGCAACUAUGCACAGACCACAACCUGUUUCUGGCUAGCACUAACUUUCGGCACAGUCAUCGCCGAUGUGCCACCUGGCGUCCCCCUUCU